Miscanthus lutarioriparius is the source of this 2232-nucleotide messenger RNA. The record is from the annotation of a GenBank genome assembly. Lineage: Eukaryota; Viridiplantae; Streptophyta; Magnoliopsida; Poales; Poaceae.
AUGCCUCGUCCCAGAACACUGCCGCUGCUUCUCGUCGUCGCCACUAUCUUCGCCGCGAGCCUGAGCGCCUCUGAAUCCGUCGGCGACGGAGGCAAGGUCUACAUCGUGUACCUGGGCCAUCUACCGGCCAGCACGGAUGCGUCGGAGCCUGAAGGUUUCUCUGCUGUAGAGUUUGCUCAUCACGACCUGCUGAACGAGGUCCUCGACGACGGCAGCUCUGCUUCAGACAGGAUCCUCCGUAGUUACAAGAGAAGCUUAAAUGGCUUCGCUGCCAAGCUAAGCGAAGAAGAGGCACAUAAACUUUCUGGCACGAAUGGCGUUGUCUCAGUCUUCCCAAGUAGGACCCUUAAGCCUUUGACCACAAGGUCUUGGGACUUCUUGGGCUUCCCUCAAACGCCCAAGGAAGAGUUACCACUGGAAGGAGACAUCAUUGUCGGUAUGCUCGACACCGGUGUGUGGCCUGACUCACCGUCCUUCUCUGACGAAGGAUUUGGCCCACCGCCGAGCAGAUGGAAGGGCACAUGCCAAAACUUCACGUGCAACAAUAAAAUUAUCGGAGCUCGCGCCUACUCUGACCAGUCGCCGCUGGACGACGUGGGGCAUGGAAGCCACACAGCAUCAACCGUGGCCGGGCGGGCGGUGGCCAACAUCAGCUUUGACGGCUUGGCUGCCGGCACAGCUCGCGGCGCGGUGCCAGGCGCCAGGCUCGCCAUCUACAAGGUGUGCCAGGAAGACGGCUGCGACGACACCGAUAUCCUCGCAGGGUUCGAUGACGCCAUCGCCGACGGCGUGGACGUGAUCUCCUUCUCCAUCGGCAGCUCGUUCCCAAAUGAUUACUUCAACGACGCACAAGCCAUCGGCUCCUUCCACGCCAUGAGGCGUGGGGUGCUCACGUCCGCGUCGGCCGGGAACUCGGGGCUCGAUGGCGGCCGAGUUUGCAACGUCGCGCCAUGGAUGCUGUCUGUGGCGGCGAGCAGCAUCGACCGUCAAUUCAUCGACAGGAUUGUUCUUGGGAACGGCGAUACCAUAGUGGGAGCCUCCGUUAACACCUUUCCAACGAUAUCAAAUGCUACACUUGCAUUCCCUGCCAACGGGUCCUGUGAUCCAGAGGACCUCGUUGGAGGUCCUUACAAAGGCAAGAUCGUCCUCUGCCCACCCCAGAAGAGCGGCCGUCUGACCAGCGGCGCCACAGGUGCUCUCUUGGCCGGUGCAGCAGGUGUCGUCUUAGUCACCCGCGCGCCUGACGUCGCUUUCACUCUGCCUCUCCCCGGUCUCACGGUAACUCAGGACAAGUUCGACCAAAUCAUGGCGUAUGUCAACAGCACUAGUAAUCCUGUGGGUACCAUAGACCGCACCGUGACUACGGGCAAUCCACAAGCUCCAGUGGCCGCCUCCUUCUCUUCUCCAGGCCCCAACUUGGUCACCCCUUCGAUCUUGAAGCCUGAUCUAUCUGCGCCGGGGGUCGACAUUAUUGCCUCAUGGUCACCGCUGUCGUCACCCUCGGGCAAUCCGAACGACACGAGGAAGGUUCAGUACAACAUCAUCUCCGGCACAUCCAUGGCGUGCCCGCACGCGAGCGGAGCCGCCGCCUAUGUCAAGUCACUCCACCGUGACUGGUCGCCGGCGAUGAUCAUGUCGGCUCUCAUCACCACCGCCACUGCGAUGAACACACCGGGCAACUCCAACACGACCGCGCUCAAGUACGGCGCCGGGCAACUCAACCCAGCAAAGGCGCAUGACCCGGGCCUCGUGUAUGACGCAUCGGAGGGCGACUAUGUGGCUAUGCUGUGCGCGCAGAAUUACACCGCCAAGCAGCUCGCGCUCGUCACCGGCUCCAACACGACGGCCUGCGCCAACGGCUCGACGUCCGGCGCACCCAGCGACCUCAACUACCCGACCAUGGCGGCCCAUGUGGAACCGGGCAAGAACUUCACCGCGGUCUUCCCGCGGACUGCCACCAACGUCGGGGCCGCAAGAGCCGUGUACGACGUGAAGGUCGUGUUUCCUAUUGAGGCGGCCAAGGACCUCACCGUUGAUGUGUCGCCGAGCAGACUAGAGUUCAGCGCGCAGGGCCAGAAGCUCUCGUUUGCCGUGACGGUGUCCGGCGUGGCGAUGGAGGAGGGCAGGGUCCACUCGGCCGCCGUCGUGUGGUACAACAACGAGCAUGACGUGAGGAGCCCAGUGGUGGUGUACGCAAUAACGGACGACGACUCCCAGGAAAACGGGGUUUAG